AUGGCUGCUAUGUCCAUAUCUCAAACCAGCCAGUUCUUGGCCAUCGACCGCCCAGACUCACGGGUGAGCCUUGCUCUGUCCGACACGACGUACCAUAGCUUCCAGGACAUUGAGCUGUACGAGCCCGAGGCCCCGUCAGAGCCCAGCCCGAUGCCGGUCGUCUGUCCAUCACCGCUACCCUCAUCGCAAACGGAGGAGGAGAUGUCGCCCCCAGAAAUGCGUCGCCAGGACUCUGGAUACGAGUCGAUUACUCGGCGAGACUCUCAGUCCUCACGCCGGAAAACUACCUGUACUUCUCCGCCGCCGUCGACGCGCCAACGCCGUACGAAGGUCCCGGCUCAGCGGGUUGCAAGAGCACCCCGGCCGCGGAACGGUCGUCAUUCGGUUUCAAUGCACGGCUCUUCUCGGUCCCUCUCGCAACAGCCGCAACAGCCGGUGACUUACUUUCACUUUCCUCACUUCACUUCGUCAGAUCCAGCCCUGGUCGAGUCUGAAAGGGGCAUUGAUUUGCACCCUACUCGCGAUUUCGCCAGCAAAGCGAACCAUGCAUUGGCGGUUGAGGCGCAUGCAUACCCCCUGCCGCCGCAGACGACGCACUACUGGACCAGCGAUCGUACGCGGAGGCUCGAGUAUGCGGCUAUUGAUGCGGCCAGCAAGGGGGUGCGCGGCUGGGUCAUGCGCCACGUGGUGCCGGAGUGCUUUGUGCCUCAAAGCAAGCGGCGGAUAGGCUUUGAGGACGAUCGGGGCAGCGUGGUGCGGUACCGCCUCGAACUCGAUUCCGAGACAAGCACCGAAAGAGCCGAAUCGGUGAGAACCCGGGGAUGGAAGGGCUGGUGGUUCAGCAUGCGCCGCCGUUGA
Molecule: messenger RNA, 858 nt
Organism: Canariomyces notabilis
Lineage: Eukaryota; Fungi; Ascomycota; Sordariomycetes; Sordariales; Chaetomiaceae
Exons: 1
Coding region: 1-858 (285 amino acids)
Source: RefSeq, a predicted model, not a curated record